Molecule: messenger RNA, 366 nt
Organism: Anoplopoma fimbria (sablefish)
Lineage: Eukaryota; Metazoa; Chordata; Actinopteri; Perciformes; Anoplopomatidae
Gene: ins
Product: preproinsulin
Exons: 2
Coding region: 16-366 (116 amino acids)
Cellular component (GO): extracellular region
Molecular function (GO): hormone activity
Source: RefSeq, a predicted model, not a curated record
UUCUCCUCCUCCAGCAUGGCGUCUCUGUGGAUCCAGUCCGUGUCUCUACUGGUCUUACUGGUUCUGUCGAGUCCCGGCUCUCAGGCGGCUGCUGGUCCUCAGCACCUGUGUGGGUCUCACCUGGUGGACGCCCUGUUCCUGGUCUGUGGAGACAGAGGGUUCUUCUACAACCCCAAGAGAGACGUGGACCCUCUGAUGGGUUUCCUCCCUCCUAAGGUGGGUGGAGCUUCAGCGGCGGGCGGCGAGAACGAGGUGGCCGAGUUCGCCUUCAAGGACCAGAUGGAGAUGAUGGUGAAGAGAGGCAUCGUGGAGCAGUGCUGCCACCGACCAUGCAACAUCUUCGACCUGCAGAACUACUGCAACUGA